ACAAGAAGCUCUUCUUUUCUGCUUCUCCUCCUCAUCAACCACAAUACAGAGAAAAGCUUAAAGCUCAGAGAUGGCUUUCCACCAAAGAUCGACAAGUUUUCCUUCUAGGGCUCACGUCAGUGAGACUGAAGUCGAGCAAGAACUCCACAGCCUAGAAGCAAGCAUCUCUUCCUCCAAUUCCAUCAGCACGAUGUGCGUUGGUCUCAGGAGUCUUGCAAACAUCUAUGAUGCUCUUGAAGAGAUGAUUUGCCUACCAAGCAACCAAGUUUGCUCCUCCCAGCAGAGGAACAUAUUGGAUGGUGAAAUUGAAGGUUCUCUCGAGCUGCUAGAUCUCUGCAGCGCCAUGCAAGAGAUCUUCGUCGAGAUGAAGGCUAUCAUCCAAGAGCUGCAAGUGGCUCUAAGGAAAGGCGAGGAUGCCGCCUCUCAAGCCAAGAUCCAAUCUUACACCCGCUUGGUAAAGAAGGCCAAGAAACAUUUCAAGAAGACUGCGAAGAAGGCUCCUGCAGCUUGCAGGAUAGUCAUGCUGUUGGCCAAGGCCAGAGAGAUCUCUGUCUCUCUGCUGGAGUCCACACUCCAUCUCUUGUCAAAGCAAAUCGAAAUGCCUAAACAGUCUCUUGUUUCCAAGGCAUUUCACAAGAAGAAGGCAGCUGUUUGCAAGGAGGAGCAAUUGUCAGGGCUAGAGUGCAGUAUCGGAGAUCUCGAGAGCGGAGUAGGACAUCUGUUCAGGAAAUUAGUCCAGAGCAGAGUUUCUCUACUCAACAUCCUUAGCUCGUAGAUACUCCCAAGUCACUCUUGACACUCUGAUUGGCAUCCACCUUUUAAGGAAUAGCUGAUCUUCAUACAGUUUUCCCAUAUUUAUACACGAGAUAGUAUAAAUGUAAAUGAUACUAUAGAAAGAGAAACAGAAGUUUUGAUCCAUUUCACCAUUUCA
This is a messenger RNA of Triticum urartu, 931 nucleotides long. Lineage: Eukaryota; Viridiplantae; Streptophyta; Magnoliopsida; Poales; Poaceae. The record is from RefSeq and is a predicted model, not a curated record.